GCAAUGGUGUUCAGUACUUACAUAUACAGAUCCUUGUUUAUUAUUGUCAUAACGUACUUACUAUGGAAAAUCAGAGCUUUUAUGGUGAAAUUCAGACAGUUGCGAGCAGCAACAUUCGGACAAAACAUUACAACUCUUGGUCCGAUUCAUCCUAUUUGGGGCUCUCUUCAUUUGUUUCAUGAUCUUGCAUCAUAUUUCAAGCUUCUUGGACAGAUUGUUGAAAAGGAGAGACCUAAGGUUUAUGUUUAUUGGAGUAUGUUUUUCUAUGCCAGUUUUGGGGUCUGCCAUCCAGACUCGGCACAGAUACUGUAUAAAUCUUCAGCACCUAAAGCUUAUGGUAGCGGAGGGGCCUACAGAUAUCUCAGAGAUUGGAUAGGCGACGGUUUGUUGAUAUCUGACGGAAAAAAAUGGGAACGGAACAGACGCCUUUUGACCCCAGGCUUCCAUUUUGAAAUACUCAAACCAUACGUUGAAGUAUAUAAUAGCGUUACUGAUAUAUUUCUUGAAAAACUGGAGUGUUAUUCCAAAAGCGGCGAUGCAGUAGACAUUUUCCCGCGUGUAGCGCUAGCAACCUUAGACACUAUAUUAAGAUGUGCCUUUUCGUACCAAGGAAAUAUACAAGAUCAGGGAUCAAAACAUCCCUAUGUUCAUGCUGUAAACAGAUUGUCAUAUUUAACGCUGUCGAGGUGCUUAAAGCCUUGGUAUCAGAUUGAUUUCAUCUAUCAAUUUUCUAACGAAGGAAGGGAAAUGAAGCAGCUUUGUGAUUAUUCACACGAAUUUUCUAACAGAAUUAUAAACGAAAGGCAGCAACUUCUGAAGAAAAAAGGUCUACCAACAAAGCGCCAUCUUAAUUUUCUAGAUAUACUUCUUACAGCUAAAGAUGAAAAUGGAAUAGGACUUUCUGAUGAAGAUAUUAGAGCUGAAGUGGAAACGUUUAUGUUUGAAGGUCACGACACCGUAGCUUCUGCCAUUAGCUGGUCUAUAUACUGUUUAGGGAGAUAUCCGGAGGAGCAGGAAAAAGUAUAUACUGAAAUAUCAGAGGUACUCGAAGAUAGGUUAGAGGUAACGUGGGGAAAUCUUCAAGAGAUGCCUUGCCUCACAGCUUUUGUGAAAGAAUCAAUGAGAAUGUUUGCACCAGUGCCGGGAACAGCACGCUUACUGACGUCACCGAUGACGUUUGGUGACAUAACAGUACCAGCAGGUGUUCAUAUAGAUAUCAGUAUUCACUCGAUUCAUCAUCAUCCAGAUGUUUGGCCUGAACACGAGGUAUUCAAACCGGAGAGAUUUUUGAAAGAAGAUAUAACUGAUAGACAUCCAUACAGCUAUAUACCAUUUGCUGCUGGGUCAAGGAAUUGUAUUGGCCAAAAUUUUGGAAUUAACGAAUUAAAAGUUAUGAUCAGCAGAUUAGUUCAGAGAUACAAAGUAUCACUGGUAGAUGGUCAUAAUUAUGAAAUCAAUCCAGAACUAAUCAUGAGGGCAACACAUGGGAUCAAAGUGAUAUUGGAAAAUCGUUUGAUCGAGAAAGAAUGGCAAAUCGUAUAAAGCGUGUUGAAUUUAAAACCAGAAUAGUUUACUCAAAUGAAGUACCAACAUAGGGUUAACUAAUAAACAUCAAAUAAACAUCUGAGAUACUGAAAUUACAUUUCCGAAAAACGUAUUGGUACCAUCGCUUCUUAUUUAAAACUUAGAGAUGGAACUGUCAACAGCAUUAUUUUUUAAUCUUUAUUUUGAAGAUGUUAGUCUAGUUCUAUCCUUGUCAUUUGAUAACUUUGAUACCUUUGUUACUUGCGGUAGAUUAUCAGUGUCCUGUACGAUACUUGAAUCAGAAAUUUUUGUAUCAAUAUUAAAAACUGGUAAUAAUCUAGGAGAUUCGAGAAGAAGAUAGUUUUGAAGUUCAUGACCAUAUUUAAAUCUAAAAUAUAAUGAUAAUUCUUAAAUGAUUUGCAUAUCUAUAAAUAGCUAUUUUUAUUUUA
This is a messenger RNA of Mytilus trossulus (common blue mussel), 1973 nucleotides long. RefSeq names its product cytochrome P450 4A25-like. The coding region runs from base 4 to 1542 and encodes 512 amino acids. The record is from RefSeq and is a predicted model, not a curated record. Gene Ontology annotation, molecular function: oxidoreductase activity, acting on paired donors, with incorporation or reduction of molecular oxygen; iron ion binding; heme binding. The transcript has 12 exons. Lineage: Eukaryota; Metazoa; Mollusca; Bivalvia; Mytilida; Mytilidae.